This is a messenger RNA of Pseudozyma flocculosa PF-1, 3747 nucleotides long. RefSeq lists its product as uncharacterized. The record is from RefSeq and is a predicted model, not a curated record. The transcript has a single exon. Gene Ontology annotation, cellular component: endoplasmic reticulum membrane. Gene Ontology annotation, biological process: intracellular calcium ion homeostasis. NCBI's taxonomy places the organism in Eukaryota, Fungi, Basidiomycota, Ustilaginomycetes, Ustilaginales, Ustilaginaceae. Bases 1 to 3747 code for a protein of 1248 amino acids. Gene Ontology annotation, molecular function: ATP hydrolysis activity; ATP binding; P-type ion transporter activity.
AUGGCCAUCGCCGUGCAGUCUCCCGAGAUUGCCAGCGUCACCCUGCACCGCGCCAUCCCCUUCCACCUGCACCUCUAUGUCCUUCCCUUCCUCUCGCUCUACCCCAUCGCCGCCUACGCCUACCUCGUCCGCUACGAUGACUGGAUCCGCAGCGAGGAGUGGACCUUUGUCUACACCGUCGGCCUCGUCACCCUCCACGCGCUGAGCUUCCUAGUGACAAAGUGGUCCAUCGCCGCAAAGGCCAUCAUCACCUGCACCUCGGCGCGCAGCCUCGACGAUGCCCAGCUCGUACGCAUCUUCCCGCACCCGCACAAGGGCGAGGGCGAGAUCGUGCCCCUCAACACCACCCGCAGGCCGGGCAUGCCCGUCGAGUACGCAUUCACCUACCAGGCCGACAAGUACAUCCUCGCCAACCCGGACCCCACCGCCGCAAAGACCGACAUCCUCGUCUCGCCCCUCAUCCAGGUGCCCACCUUCCGCAGGUUGCCCUACCCCGCCGAUGCCCAGCCCACGCUGGGCCAGUUCCAGGGCAGCCACGGCCUCACCACCCAGUCCGAGGUCGACCUCGCCCUGGGCACCUUUGGCAAGAACCACUUCGACAUCCCCAUGCCCCGCUUCGCCGACCUCUUUAUCGAGCACGCCGUCGCUCCCUUUUUCGUGUUUCAGGUCUUCUGCGUCGGCCUCUGGAUGCUCGACGAGUACUGGUACUACUCGCUCUUCACCCUCUUCAUGCUGGUCGUCUUUGAGUGCACUGUCGUCUUCCAGCGCCUCCGCACGCUCAACGAGUUCCGCACGAUGUCGAUCAAGCCCUACGCCAUCUGGGUCUACCGCGCCAACGCCUGGACCGAGGUGCAGACCACCGAGCUUCUGCCGGGAGACCUCGUCUCGAUCGACCGCUCCAAGGAGGACUCGGCCACCCCCUGCGACCUGCUCCUCGUCUCGGGCUCGACGAUCGUCAACGAGGCCAUGCUUAGCGGCGAGAGCACGCCGCUGCUCAAGGAGAGCAUCGAGCUGCGCGACGCCUCCGAUGUCCUAGACGUCAACGGCGUCGACCGCAACAACGUCGUCUUUGGCGGCACAAAGGUGCUCCAGACCACCCGCCCCGAAGCCGACGGCCCGUACGGCAAGCUGCAGGCGCCCGACAACGGUGCCCUCGGCGUCGUCCUCAAGACCGGCUUCGGUACCUCGCAGGGCCAACUGAUCCGCCUUAUGGUCUUUACCAACGAGAACCGCGUCACGGCCAACAACCUCGAGUCUUUCGUCUUUAUCGGCUUCCUCCUCGUCUUCGCCAUCGCCGCCAGCGCCUACGUCUGGGUCGUUGGCACCGAGAUGGAGCGCCCCAAGGGCAAGCUGCUGCUCGACUGCGUCCUCAUCAUCACGUCGGUCGUGCCGCCCGAGCUGCCCAUGGAGCUGUCGAUGGCGGUCAAUGCGUCGCUUAUGGCGCUGGCCAAGUACGCCAUCUUUUGCACCGAGCCUUUCCGCAUCCCCUACGCCGGCAGGGUCGAUGUCUGCUGCUUUGACAAAACCGGCACCAUCACCGGCGAGGACCUCGAGGUGCAGGGCGUCGCCGACUGCGCUCCGAGCGGCGAGGCCAGGCUGGUGCCGCUCAAGGAUGCCUCGAGCGAGGCCACGCUUACCCUCGCCUCGGCCCACGCGCUCGUCCUGCUCGAGGACGGCCUGGUGGGAGACCCGAUGGAAAAGACGACGCUCGAGGCUAUGGACUGGAAGCUCAACAAGGGCGACGUGCUCUCGCCCACCGACCCCAAGGCCUCGAACCACCGCUUCACGAUCAACGUCCGCCGCCGCUUCCAGUUCUCGUCGGCGCUCAAGCGCAUGUCGACCGUCAGCUUCGUCGUCGACGCCGGCGGCUCGCGCAGGACGCUGGCCGCCGUCAAGGGCGCGCCCGAGACGCUCAAGUCGAUGUACGCCAACCUGCCCGCCCACUACGACGAGACCUACAAGGGCUUCACUCGACGUGGCAGUAGGGUGCUCGCGCUCGGUUACAAAUUCAUGGACGACGUCAAGGACGCCGGCAAGGUCAACAACGUCACCCGCGACCAGGUCGAGAGCGGUCUCGCCUUUGCCGGCUUCCUCGUCUUCCACUGCCCGCUCAAGCCCGACGCCGUCGCCUCGAUCAAGCAGCUCAACGACUCGUCGCACCGCUGCAUCAUGAUCACCGGCGACAACCCGCUGACGGCGUGCCACGUGGCGUCCGAGGUCGAGAUCGUCGACCGCGACGUCCUCAUCCUCGACCUGCGCGAGGGCGCCAAGAGCGACGAUGAGCUCAUCUGGCGCUCGGUCGACGAGUCGCGCCUGAUCCCCGUCAGGGCGUCGGACCCGCUCGACGCCGCGCUGUUCAAGGACCACGACAUCUGCAUCACGGGCGCCGCCAUGAAGCAGUACCAGGACAACGCCGCCGCCUGGAACCAGCUCGUGCAGCACACGUUUGUCUACGCCCGCGUCUCGCCGAGCCAGAAGGAGUUUAUCCUCAACUCGCUCAAGCAGCUCGGCUUCGUCACGCUCAUGGCCGGCGACGGCACCAACGACGUCGGCGCGCUCAAGGCGGCCAACAUUGGCGUGGCGCUCCUCGACGGCACGCCCGAGGACCUCCAGAAGAUUGCCGAGCACCAGCGCAAUGAGCGCAUGAAGAAGGUCUACGAGUCGCAGCUCAGCUUGACGGCGCGCUUCGGUCAGCCGCCGCCGCCGGUGCCGCCGGCGCUCAAGACCCUCUACCCGGACCUCGAAAAGGCGCGCGACGAGGCGCUGGCCAAGAUGCAGAACCAGCGCACCGUCGAUCGUACGGCCAAAUUUGACCUCUCGGCCAUCACGGCCCAGAUGGCUGACGCCGACCUCGACGACGGACCGCCCCAGAUCCGCCUUGGAGACGCCUCGGUCGCCGCCCCAUUCACCUCGAAGCUGUCCAACGUCGCCUCGGUGCUCGCCAUUGUCCGUCAGGGCCGCUGCACGCUCGUCGCCACCAUCCAGAUGUACAAGAUCCUGGCGCUCAACUGCCUCAUCCAGGCCUACUCGCUCUCGGUCCUCUACCUCGAGGGCAUCAAGUUUGGCGACUACCAGGUGACAAUCUCGGGCAUGCUGGCCAGCGUCUGCUUCCUCUGCAUCUCGCGCGCCCAGCCCAUCGACAAGCUGAGCAAGGAGCGCCCCGUCACCAACAUCCUCAACGUCUACGUCUUUGGCUCGAUCCUCACCCAGACGGCGCUCCACGUCGCCACCAUGUACUACAUCCAGCGCCUCUCGGUCAUCUACGAGCAGCCCGACGACGUCGUCGACCUCGAGGCCAAGUUUAGCCCGUCGCUCCUCAACACGGGCGUCUACCUCCUCGGACUCUCGCAGACCGUCUCGACGUUUGCCGUCAACUACAUCGGCAGGCCCUGGCGCGAGGGCAUCAAGGAGAACAAGUACCUCUACUACGGCCUCGUCUCGGUCGGCGCCAUCGCCGUCCUCGGCGCCACUGAGAGCUUCAUCGAGCUCAACGAGUGGCUCCAGCUCGUCAAGAUGCAGGGCGCCUACCAGGCCCGCCUCGUCGCUAUGAUGCUCGCCGACUUUGGAGGCUGCUACCUCCUCGAGAGCUUCUGGAGCCUGUUUGCCGACGUCAAGCCAAAGGAGCUCGUCACGCGCGGCAGCAAGCGCAGAGAGGAGAGGAGGAAGAGAGAGGUCCAGGAAGCCGCCGUACGCGCGCUCGAGGACAUGAAGCGCGACGUCCAGGUCGCCGGCAGGCAGCAGCAGUAG